AUGGCUAUGAAGAGCACCUCGUCAGGAUGGCAUCGAGGUCACACCCGCAAUCAUUCCCAGAGUAUCACACAGGCCAACGCUAUGCAACAUCAACAACAACAACAACAGAGACAUGUUGCUGGAGGUCCAGCGACCCGCGGCGGGCCCGUCACCUGGAUGUCGUUGCCUAGGAAGAAGCAGCUGGCGUUGCUGGGUCUGUGUCGCGUCUUCGACUUCUUGCAGAUCGCCUCGUUACAAGCGUACAUGUUCUACCAGCUCAAAUCCUUCGACGAAACGCUCUCCGACUCCGACGUGUCUACACAAGCUGGAAUUCUUCAGGGUGCUUUCACGGCCGCACAAUUCGCGACUGCGAUACCCUGGGGUCGAGUGGCAGAUGCUGAGUGGGGUGGUCGUAAAUUUGUUUUGUUGGUGGGGUUGAUAGGCACGGCAGUAUCCUGCCUGGGUGUUGCCUUUUCGACGUCAUUCGCGCAGGCCGUGUUUUGGCGUUCGUUUAGUGGUGCGAUCAACGGAACAGUGGGGAUCGUUCGGACAAUGAUCGCAGAGAAUGUUAAGGAGAGGAAAUACCAUUCUCGGGCCUUCUUGAUCCUUCCCAUUGGGUUCAAUAUCGCUGCGCUGUUUGGCCCAGUUAUGGGAGGCAUGCUUGCCGAUCCGGUCAAGAGCUAUCCGAGGCUGUUUGGCACCAAUUCGUCCUUUGGAGGUGCGGCUGGUGUGCAAUGGCUGAUAAAGUAUCCGUAUGCAUUGCCAAUGCUGGCCAAUGCCUUCUUAUUGACAACCUGCGCCGUUUGCGUCGGCAUGGGACUGGACGAAACGUUGCAAGCAUGCAAGGGAAAACCUGGCCUGGGCGCUUUUGCGUUGAAACUGUUCGCCCGUGGUCUGAAGGCCGUUGUUCCUUCCUCAUCACCCCUGUAUACCAGAAUCCCUUUCUCCGACUAUGACGAGGAAGGACCGCUGCUGAGCCGACCAACCGAUCCUACCGAAAGCUACGAACUGGAAGAAAAGGCCACCAACUCUAGAAGAAAUGCGCGUGUGUUGCCUUUCCGGCGCAUUUGGACGAAGAAUGUUCUGUGCACUCUUUUAGCCCAGGCGUUCUUCGAUUUCCAGAUGGGUGCCUUCAACAAUCUCUGGCUGCUUUUCCUCUCGACCCCGCGAUAUGACUCCAGCGACCCCGCCAGUCCUGCCCAGGAACUCCCUUUCAUCUUCACCGGUGGGUUGGGCAUGUUGCCGCAGAGUGUUGGAUUCGCGACCGCUAUCCUUGGUGUAAUUGGCAUGCUCCUCCAAUUUACCAUCUAUCCUUCUAUCAAUGGCCGUCUGGGUACGGCCAAGAGCUACCGGUACUUUCUCUCUCUCUUCCCCCUGGCCUAUGCUUUUGCGCCAUAUAUCGCGCUUGCGCCAUCCACUACGGCUCCUCCCGGACAAGCCAAUGGCCCAUGGGUCUGGUUUUCCAUUAUCGUCGUCCUCUUCCUGCAGGUCACCGCGCGGACAUUUACACUCCCGACCUCGAUCAUUCUUCUCAACAACUGUUCACCACAUCCUUCGGUGCUCGGUACGAUGCACGGCAUCGGGCAGUCAGUCUCUUCGGCCUUCCGCACCAUCGGCCCCAUCUUCUCUGGGGCUUGGUACGGAUAUGGUCUAGAAAUCGGAAUGGUGGGCUUCGCCUGGUGGCUGAUAGCCCUCGUGUCUGUUUUCGGAUGCAUAGCCGCGAUCUUUGUUUACGAAGGUUCUGGCCAUGAGGUUCUUCUUCCCGGGGAGGAAGAAGACAUCCAUUGA
Messenger RNA from Aspergillus clavatus NRRL 1, 1767 nucleotides. Its product is annotated as putative MFS transporter. Bases 1 to 1767 code for a protein of 588 amino acids. Gene Ontology annotation, biological process: transmembrane transport. NCBI's taxonomy places the organism in Eukaryota, Fungi, Ascomycota, Eurotiomycetes, Eurotiales, Aspergillaceae. The transcript is spliced from 3 exons. Gene Ontology annotation, molecular function: transmembrane transporter activity. The record is from RefSeq and is a predicted model, not a curated record.